UGUGUCGUGAACAAUUUUUUCCUUAAUUUUAAAAUGAUCGUCUAUCUGAUACUUGGGCUAUUAUUGACAUCAGUAAGAGGAGAGAAGAAAAUCAAUCUUGAAGAUAUAGAGCAGGAUAAUUUGAGAUCAGAAAGUAAAUCGAGUUCUGAAUUGCAGAAAACGUCAUAUUCAGUGAAGCCAAAACCACCAAUUAGUAGUGAUGAUUAUCGAUCAAGUACCCUUCAAUAUCAAAAUGGUGGUGGCGGUGGAUUAGGGAGUUUUACUACAGCCAAACCACCUCAUGUGAAUUAUCAGGAGUCUGGUGAAUACGAGCAAGAAAAUUUACCAACAGAAUUUAAGUAUCAGCAAGUAAAUAGUGUGCAUGACAGCUCACAAUACCCUGAGUAUACGGAUCAAAUUGAAGUCAUGCCAAAAAGCAAUUCUCAGUUCAAUUAUCAGCAGCAGUUGUAUUACGAGCCAGAAAUUUCCGUUGGCAAUCAAUAUCAAACUAUCCAACAGAAAACUGCUACAGAAAAAUACCUCUCGAACGGGUAUAAAAGUACAAUUUAUAUUCCUAUGAAUCAAAUUUUGGCUUACUAUCCGCAUUUGUCUCUGGGUCAAGGGUCCUCGGGAAAAAGUGAGUCUUUUCUCCAUCAACUUGCGAAUCAAGUUGGUCAGCAAAUACCCAUUCCUCUUUAUACUUCUGGAGCCCUCAGCCGUACCUCAAUUUAUAUGCCUUCUAAGCUGACCUAUAAAAUUCAACCUCAGCAUAUCACAUAUGCAUCCCAGUAUCCUUUACAUACACAAGCAAUAAUUUCAGGAAAGAAACAAACUGGCCGACUUUACUCUCAAGAUACUCAGCCAAAGGAUUUGCUCACCACACAAACCGUAAUCGCGCAACCGCAUUCUCAGUAUCUCCAAGAAUUGCUUUAUUCAAGUCCACUUUAUACCCAGACAAAUCUUGAUCAACUAAAAACGUAUGCGACCACACCAGUCUAUGUAAAAAGCCACUCAAAUCCUCACUCAAGCAUUUUGCAGCAAUAUACUCAGUAUAUGAAACCCAAAAAGCUUCAGUAUGUCGUUCCAUUGGCUAAAUCAACUUAUCACUCAAACGGAAAUACUCAUCAAAAUUCAGAUGCAUCAAAAGAAGGUUUAACUCCACCUCAAUUACCGGCACAAAACUUUAAGUUUGAUCACUACUCUAUUUCCGGCGAGAGUGAUAGAGAGCAUUACGUACAGAAUCAUGAUAAUGAGUUGUCAGAACCUCAGUCUCUUCUUGACUCUUAUAUUCCAAGUCACGUGAUUGCUGCUAAAGAUGCAGAAAGAUAUAGAGAAAGACCAAUCAAACUUGAGAGUGGAUUUCUCCCAUCAAAAAUAAGCUUAAUUCAUUCAUACAAAAAACGUAAGACGAAUUCCAAUUGAAAAUUAUAUCGAAUAGGUAAUAAUUAUCAUUUGAAAUUUUUUUUUUCUAUUUUUCAUUCUUUUUUGGGCUUGUUUGAUCACAAAAUUUGAUGCUAUAGUAAAGUAAAAUAUUGCAGGCAUCUUCAUACUGAUGUUAUGUCAGACGCUCUAUCUAGUCUUUUAUUAAGAUCAAUAAUAGAUCACUUUAAAUCAUUG
Molecule: messenger RNA, 1596 nt
Organism: Chelonus insularis
Lineage: Eukaryota; Metazoa; Arthropoda; Insecta; Hymenoptera; Braconidae
Exons: 7
Coding region: 34-1401 (455 amino acids)
Source: RefSeq, a predicted model, not a curated record